UCCCUCCCAGCCUUUCCAGGUGUUGUGUGGUGGUCUAGAAUGUAGGGAUGAUCCCUGUGGGGCGACUGAAGGCUCAGCCACAGCUGUGGCAGAUAGAGAGAGAUGCCUCUCCAUGGCUGUGGAUGCUCCCUGGCCCUGGUUCUGCUGCUGCUGCUGCCUCGGGGCUCUGCCGGCUGGGUGCCAAUACAGCCCCUGUUGCCGCGCCACACCAUCACCACCCGUUCCUGCUCUCCCAUCACCACCCUCCUCCGUUGCUCCAAGCCGUCUCCAGCUGGCAGCUGUCCUGUGAUCCCUUCCUGCCUCUGGCCAGGAUACCGACACACACAGCAGCUAACCCUGGCAUCAGUCAGUUUCCCCUGCAGAACGUGCAGUGGGACCUGCCAUCUCCACACCACGUGCUGGGAUUUCAGCCUUCUGCCAACCUGGAGCUGGUCCCUGUGUUUCCCCAUCUGCACCGCUCAGUGCUGCCUCCUCACUGUGGCAAAGGAUGGGUGGAGAAACGAGUCCCCGACUACAAGGCAUACUUGAACAACACUCUAGCUCUGGAGAACACCUGGCUUACUCCGGAGAAAAUAGGAAUUUUCCAGCGGCACGAAAAACCAUUGCUGAUGACAAAUCAAAUGGCAAUGAGCAUAUCUAGGCCAGCUACUGCCUCCAGGAGUCUCAACUCUCUCCUCAUGUCACCCAGACCUGCUGCCUCCAGGAGUCUCAACUCUCUCCUCAUGUCACCCAGACCUGCUGCCUCCAGGAGUCUCAACUCUCUCCUCAUGUCACCCAGACCUGCUGCCUCCAGGAGUCUCAACUCUCUCCUCCUGUCACCCAGACGUAUAUCAGGUUGUCCUGUGGCUAUCAAGAGAGUGGGCAGGAACAAGAGGAUCUCUCUGGCAGCUGCCGCCAUGACAGCCUUGGAAUCAGACCCCUCCAGACUCCAAGGGCCUUCGCCCUCCUCCUGCUCUCCCUCGUUCAUCCAUCCCCUCCGCCUGUUCCAACUGUCACCUAUCAAGAUCCCCUUUCGCCUGUCUCCACCUGGCCCAGUUGAUCAGGCUGAUGAUUGUGGCCUGUGGAAUGUUAUCCCAAUCCUCUUCAAUGGCUGUGCGAAGUUGCUGGAUAUUGGCGGGAACUGGAACACGCUGUCGUACACGUCGAUCCAGAGCAUCCCAAACGUGCUCAAUGGAACAGUUGAAGCUUCAUCUGUGAAUAGCACACUUCUUCCAGUGGUGGCCGUCAAAGAUGAGCAUUUUCCCACUGAUGUCGGUUACGACGCCAAACUGCAGUGGAGUCCAGCCCCUGGUGAGAACGACAAGCAUGCAGAUUGUCGUUCUGAGACGGUUCCCUGA
Molecule: messenger RNA, 1337 nt
Organism: Oncorhynchus nerka (sockeye salmon)
Lineage: Eukaryota; Metazoa; Chordata; Actinopteri; Salmoniformes; Salmonidae
Product: transcription elongation regulator 1-like protein
Exons: 6
Coding region: 48-1337 (429 amino acids)
Source: RefSeq, a predicted model, not a curated record